CUGAAUUUAGCAUAUUGACAGGUUUACCUUGUUUAUGAACAUUUUUAAAAGAUCGAAGUUUAUUCCGGGAUCCCAAUUUCACAUAAAUAAAAAAAAACAGGAAUACAUUUAUAUUCACAAAAAUCUAAAAGGAAUGGAGGUUUUCUUCGACUCAAAAUUUCAGAUCCUCGAAAGAGCCGUUUGCCGAUAAAUUCCAUCCGGAUAAAGGAUUACAAUGUUAGGCGUUCACGACAAUGACUGCAAAACGAGAAGUUCGGCGAUUCUAGAACCGAUUUCCCUUGGCGACGCCACAGCCACGCUCGUGAAUGUUUCCCUGACAAAAAUGAUCAAUGAAGUUCAACCUUCCUUUAGACCAAGUGGAGUUUCAAGAGACGUGAGUUUCCGAACUCGAAAUCAAUCCGGAGUUGAAGACUGGAAUGACAUUAAUUUGAAGGAAUCACCUAUUCUCAAAACCCAAUUUUUUUCAGACGUCGAUCCAUUAGUUGAAUUAUUUAUGCAUACAGAAUAUACAGAUGCUGAAUUGACAAUUUAUUCAUGUUACAAAGUAUGCUUCGGAGUUUCAAAUUUAGCUACUUUGCAAUUAUCAUUGAUCACCGAUAACUUGAUCGAAAUUUUGAAAGAAGUGCAUGAAAUGGAUAAGAAGGUGCUGGAUAAAAACGAUUUUAUUACGACAGUUUCAACCGACAAAGUUGGCUCCUCAGUCUCACAGAGUUACUUGAUGAAAACUUGCCCUGCUAAGAACAAUAUUUCAAAUAAGAUCUUCUCACGCACCCCAAGUUUGAAGAGCCUGUUUGUUGCUGGGAAAAAUUCAGUUCAUGAAACGAGCUAUGCACCUACCAGUUCAUUCAUCCAAUUUACACCUCAGAAAUCACUUUGCGAAGAAUUACUAGCUGACCAAUACAGUGGACACUUGGAAUCAACAUCCAAUUCAAUUGUUGUCAGUCCAAAUUCAUUCAUAAUGCCUAGCUAUUCAGAGACUGGGACUCAAAUGUCAAAUGGAAAGGCCAGAGAUUCAUUUCCACGUGCACUAAAAAAUUCAAAGCAAUCUUCAAAGGCUGCUGACUCAAAAACAGUCGGCCCUGGUGACUCAAUUACACAUAAGAUACUAGUGCAUGACGAAACCGGAUUCAAAGUUCCAAGUGCCAAAAUUAAAGAGAAAGUUCAGCAGCAUGAAUUUUUCAACAGUGCCAACUCACGACAUUGUGGUGUUCAGACAGACGCUAUGAGUAACAAAUUCAUUAAAAUUGAAGCCCAAUUGGACGAAUUCCAUCGAUAUGAAGUCUUUGGGAAUCACUUUCCUUGCAGCAAAGUAAAAAAUACCACGUUCACUUCCACAGCAUUUCGCGGAAACGAUAACCGUUCUCCUGAAGCCAUUGAAGGCCAAGUCAAUAUUACUGAAGUCCCUGCAAACCUACCCUCCAGCACCACAUCGGCUGCAAAGGUCAUCAUCGAGAGCCGGAAUCCUCCAGAAGUAAUCAGCAAGCGGGCAGUGAAGGCAAAUGUCAGCCCCAAGAACUAUGUCUCGUCAGCCGUCAGAUGGGCCGAGUUUAAGACGGUCAACACGCCAGCUUUUCUGCUCACGUUCUUCUUAUUGACGUCGCUGAGUUUCAACGGAGCCAUGGCGAAAAUUCGAUCUAGAGACGACAGCGAUCCAGUGAGCAACAUACGACACGUUUUGCCGGAGUUGGAGCUCGGCAACAAUUCUGUUACCGACGUUCGCUUCAACGAAGGUUCUACGGCCUUCUUGCCUUGCCGAUUUCCAACCUUCCCUCGGCAUCACGAGAACCGCGUAUCUUGGAUACGUCGCUGGGACUGGAACAUUCUGACGGCAGGAAUCUUCACCUACACAAACGAUGAUCGAUUCGUGGUGUUGCACAAAGAUGGUACCAACGACUGGACUCUACAGAUCAAGUUCUUGCAGACUCACGACAACGGCACCUACGAGUGUCAGGUCCACACUGGUUCCGGGUUCAUGUCCCAGUUCGUGAACCUACAUGUGAUCACCCCGCGUGCGGUGAUCUUGGAGCCCAGCGAGUUCACCAUCGAGACUGGACAAGACUUUUCCCUAACCUGCGUCAUCCAGCAGAGUCUGGAGCCGCCGGUGUACGUCAUGUGGUUGCACGGCGGCGUGCCUGUGAACUACGCGCCAGAUCGUCCCCGGCUCGACGUGCAGCUCAUCGUCAAGGGAGCCACGUCGCGCUCGGUCCUGAGCGUCAAGAAUGCCAAGUACACGGACUCUGGUAAUUACACCUGCACCGCCCCUAACGCCGUCAACGACUGGGUGCUGGUCUACAUAACUCAAGGGGAUACAGUGGCAGCAGUACAACGUCGACAACCAAACUCAUCUAAAACAGCAGAAGUGGAAGGAGCCCCAGCCCUUCCCAGCAUGGCUAACGCGGCUCAGCCACUUCUUUCUACCUUCCGAGUGUCCUUUAGUAAUGUAUUUCGGCAACUUCCUGAUGUUCUGCAGCCAUUUGUUGAUAUUCUGAAGCUAUUUACUGAUGUUUUGAAACCCUCAGCUAAUACUUCCAACCCAUCCUCAGAAAUUUCGCCCAUUUUUACUGGUGUACUCCCAUCACGCAUCGGCUUUUGCGAAAAGUCUGUCCGUCUAACAGAAUUAACAGGGGAAACGUAUGUCAACGUACAAAUUCAGCAACAUGUCUUCGAGACUCAAUGCCUUCACGAGCCAUCGAAGCAAGAAAAGUACUCAGUUCGAUCUAUCUUAGACACGAUUAAUUAUAUUCCUGUUCGUAUUCAUCCAUCCGUAAGUGUGAAACGAGAUUAUACUUACCAACGCUACAUAAUAGACGUAAUUCUUAACGUCAGUCUAUACUUAUUUUUAUUGCAACUUUUUUCUUUGGUUCUUUUUGAGUCAUCUUCUCUUGGGUCGUUUUCCGUAAGCCAAUUGAAUUUGAAAUCGAGUUGUCUCCUUCGUCCAUGUUCAACCAAAUUUCAAAAUAAUGUAGUAAAUGAAAAGUCUCUCUCUGCUGAAGUAUGUAGGGGUGCAGAUAGAAGAUAGCGAUGUGUACUUGUUCAAAGCUUGCUUUGUAUUGUACCAAAAUACGAAUACAACCAUAAUGAUGUAAAUAAUUCCACCUUUUUAGUAUCUUCAUAAGAAUUUGUUAUCCUGAAUAUAACUGUAACCUCACGAACUCUAUAACUUGAGAAGUUUUUCAAGGAUUCUUCAUCAUAAUUCUGGUGCUAAUGUUUACGGCAUUUCAGACCUUAAUGUUCAAUUAAAUUAUUGAUUUAUGAUUAUCAAGGAAAUUGAGUUUCCAAAAAAAGUGUUUCAGCAAUUGCAAUUAUGUUUCUUACUGUUAUCGUUCAAUUAAGUACUUCUUUGUAUAAUUAAAACUCUUAUUGUAUUACUUGGAACAGAUAUACAUGUUAAUCACUGAAAUAAAAUUUUCCCUAUGUAAGUGUACCCUAAUAUUUCUAAAACAAUAGGCCCAUCCAGAUUGUAAAUACUUAUUUCAAGAUAUAUUAACCAAGCGACUGUACCUUCAGGACUUUCUUUAUUAUGCUUUUCAACUCCUUACGUUUUAAGAAGUUGUUACGUGUUUUGUACGUGUUUGACGGCCUUUAAAUAUAAGUCAUUAUAUCGUUACGGGUUAUGAAUUUUAUUCAACUAUGUCGAAGAAAGUGAAAAUUUAUUGAACAUAGAAUGAAAGUGAAAAUGUAAGUAGUCACUAUUCUGAAUUUCAACCCAAACUUGAGAAAAUAUUCAUUGAGAUCGAACGGUAUUUUUUUUUCUCGAAAUUUCAAAGGUUUCUGAUAUGCAACCUUACAUCAUUUUUUAAGAUACCUAAUGUUCUUUUCAUUUUUCAAAUGGAAUAAUGUUUUUAGAAAUUGAUGAUAUUCAAUGUCUAUUUAUAAUUGGACUGUUGGCAAUUAUUCAUUAUUAUUAUUAUUGUCUAUUAAUCAGAUAUUGGUUUAGACACAUUUAAGCCUUUUGGGUUCAAACCUCAACAAAACAUAUGUAAAUAUGAUUUAUAAAAUGAAAUAAAGGUAAUGCGAAAAAUAGAAUAUUAUCUGUGGAAAAACUGAAAUCUACAACAGUAAUUCUUCCACCAUGUUCAUGCCUAUAGAAUACAUACAGUAUAUCGCCUGGAAACUAUGCUUUUUCACUGCAUUGCUACUCGAUUUAAAAAAUUCAUCGAAAUUUAAUUUUUCCAUUUGGAUCAGUGUGGUAGAAUGAGAAAGUGCAAAUUCGUGGCCCAUGAAGGCAUUAAAAUAAUCAGCUAUUUAAUGGCAAUGUGAAACAUGUUAUGAUUAUAAAAUAAUAAUUUAACGAAUACCAGAGAACAUAAAACCAAAAGUUGUAAUGAGUUAAGGAGAACCAGAGAAAAAAAUACCCAUCUACAAAAUAGCUGACUUAUUUAUAACCUAAAUGUAAUAAAUGUUUAGAAUUUGUUGUUCAACCAAAUACAUAUUUAUGAUCUAA
Molecule: messenger RNA, 4444 nt
Organism: Hyalella azteca
Lineage: Eukaryota; Metazoa; Arthropoda; Malacostraca; Amphipoda; Hyalellidae
Exons: 7
Coding region: 215-3019 (934 amino acids)
Biological process (GO): synapse organization
Cellular component (GO): neuron projection membrane
Source: RefSeq, a predicted model, not a curated record